Ylistrum balloti is the source of this 918-nucleotide messenger RNA. RefSeq names its product retinal homeobox protein Rx3-like. The transcript has 3 exons. NCBI's taxonomy places the organism in Eukaryota, Metazoa, Mollusca, Bivalvia, Pectinida, Pectinidae. The coding region runs from base 1 to 918 and encodes 305 amino acids. Gene Ontology annotation, molecular function: DNA-binding transcription factor activity, RNA polymerase II-specific; RNA polymerase II transcription regulatory region sequence-specific DNA binding. Gene Ontology annotation, biological process: regulation of transcription by RNA polymerase II. The record is from RefSeq and is a predicted model, not a curated record.
AUGUGUUCCUCUCAGACCGACUUUUCCAUGAGGAAGAUUCUCGGUAUAGAUGGCAACCAAACAGGCAUUAACCUUGCGCAGAACUCCAGGAAACGGAAGCGACGUACGAGGACCAUAUUCUCCCCUCAAGCUGUCUCCAUUCUUGAACUUGCUUUCUCUCAGAACUCUUACCCGGAUAUGUACGAGCGUUCCAAGUUGGCGGGAAUCAUAGGGGAGGAAGAAGCUCGAGUCCAGGUUUGGUUCCAAAACCGCCGAGCUCGUGCCAAAAGGACCAGGCAGACAGCGAUCGAUUCCUCGUCUACAGACUUCUCUAGUGAUUCUCUCUCCUCGUCAACUUCCUCUAGCAACGCAUCCUUUUCACCCGUCCAAAGAGCCACGAUAAAGCCGGAGCCGGAAUACCAUACCUCGGACUUCGGACCUUACCAGCCAUUCCCGUACUUCUACCCAAUCAACUUGUUGCCCAACGCCGUCUCCAAUCCUCCGAAAUCAUUUGAGGUUCCCAGUUACCAUGCGGACACACUUCUCGGGGAGUUGAGGUCGCCUCUGUGGUCACCAGGAAGCCCAACAUUCAGCAAACUGUUCGAGUUCCCGCCUAAAGCUCAUACACCGAUUUCUGACGCCCGGCCCCGCGCGUUUCCGCACCACGUGCACACUGACGAAGAAAUCUCCUCUCGAUCAUCGAGCGUCGACAGCGGUCAAUCCCGUCCUGAUGACGUCACCUGUGCAUCCGCGGGCAGGACUCUUCAUUAUAUUUGCGAUCGGGAUUUCCGUCGUUCAGAGAGACGUUCUGUUGAGGAAGAUAGCCAGCUUGUGAUAGGCGAGAUCGACAACACCGAUGACGAGGAAGCAUUGGUGAUGGAUUUGACUGUACGUACCCCAAAUUCCAAGAUGGCUGCCGGUCAUCAUGGAGAUCAAUGA